This is a messenger RNA of Aspergillus saccharolyticus JOP 1030-1, 819 nucleotides long. Its product is annotated as 2-deoxy-D-gluconate 3-dehydrogenase. Gene Ontology annotation, molecular function: oxidoreductase activity, acting on the CH-OH group of donors, NAD or NADP as acceptor. The record is from RefSeq and is a predicted model, not a curated record. NCBI's taxonomy places the organism in Eukaryota, Fungi, Ascomycota, Eurotiomycetes, Eurotiales, Aspergillaceae. The transcript has 2 exons. Bases 29 to 802 code for a protein of 257 amino acids.
CAUGACCUCUGGCAACUUCUCUUCUACAAUGGACCUCUUUUCCCUUCCCAACAGCACUGCCCUCGUAACAGGCGGCACCCGGGGCAUUGGCCAGCAAAUGGCCCUCGCCCUGGCUGAAGCCGGUAGCGAUAUCAUCCUCGUCCAGAGAGACACAACCAACCAAACCACCAAAACCCUCAUCGAAUCCCUCAACCGCAAAGCCACCAUCUACACAGCCGACCUCUCCAACCGAGAGGACGUCACAACCCUAGUCCCGCGCAUCCUCGCCGACGGCCACGAUAUCACCAUCUUGGUCAACUGCGCCGGCAUCCAACGCCGGCACCCGAGCCACCUCUUCCCGGACUCCGACUGGGACGCGGUCCUGCAGACGAACUUGACGACCGUCUUCACGCUGUCCCGGGAUGUCGGUCGGUACAUGCUCACGCGCGAACCGGACAGCCACGGCCAGCGCGGCGCCAUCAUUAACGUCGCCUCCCUGGUCUCCUUCCAGGGCGGACUGACGGUGCCCGCCUACGCGGCCGCCAAGGGCGGGGUGGCGCAGCUCACCAAGGCGCUGAGCAACGAGUGGGCGGCGCGCGGGGUGCGGGUCAACGCCAUCGCCCCGGGCUAUGUCGCGACGGAAAUGAACACCGCGCUGCUGCGGGAUGAGGCCCGCGCAAAGAGUAUCCUUGACCGCAUCCCGGCGGGCCGGUGGGCGAGUCCGGAGGACUUUAAGGGCGUGACGGUGUUCUUGGCGGGAAGAGCGAGCGCGUAUGUGUCUGGGAGUGUGGUGGUGGUGGAUGGGGGGUGGAUGGGGAGGUGAUUUGUACUUGACAAUAG